Puccinia triticina is the source of this 2790-nucleotide messenger RNA. RefSeq lists its product as uncharacterized. NCBI's taxonomy places the organism in Eukaryota, Fungi, Basidiomycota, Pucciniomycetes, Pucciniales, Pucciniaceae. The transcript has 5 exons. The record is from RefSeq and is a predicted model, not a curated record. Bases 1 to 2790 code for a protein of 929 amino acids.
AUGGACGAUAAUCCCGACUACGAAAUCCAGUUGAAAAGUGACCUGCUCAAGGCUUUCGAAGCCAUCAACGCUCCCGCAAAUCGUGCAAAAUACGCUGCAUGGGAGGCCAAUCAGAAAACUCCACCUGCUAGAGUCAAUGUCGAUGGAGUUGGAGACGUUGACAUCCCUCUCAGUGAACAAAAAGUUCGACUGCUUAUCGCCAAAGCGCAUCGGGCUCCUGAUGGCCGCAGAAGCAAGGCGGCGCAUGUCCGCAACCGAUGGGAGCUGAACAAGGACCAGUUGCACUUUCCCGACCCAGCAUGGAAAGGUUAUCUGCGCACUGUAAGACAGGAUCUCACAAGCAAGCUGGGCAUUGAUGUGCCCAUUCGAUUGGGGUUGAACAAGAUGCUUAUAUAUGGACCGGGGGCCAUCUCCAAACCACGAACUGAUACUGAAAGUGAAAGGACUACAGGCAGGUUUGGGACUUUGAUAAUCUGUUUGCCAUCAGCUCUCACGGGCGGGGAAGUUGUUGUGGAGCACAACGGCGAAUGCAUAACUUUGGGAACGUCGGCUGCCAAACAGUACAUUGCUUGCUGGUAUUCGGAUUCGGACGUGACGCAUGAAGUUCGACCCGUCAAAUCCGGCUAUCGGUGCGUCUUGACCUACAGCCUGGCCGUUCUCCCUGGCCACCCCCGGCCAACAGCCAAUGCACCUUCACUCCAAAAAACGCUUCAACGCUGGCUCGAAGACCUAGCUACCAACAACGCAACAGAACCGCCAGGCCAUCUUUGUCAUCCUCUUGAGUACGAAUAUACUGACUCUGAAGGUUCCAUGUCCUUUGAAACACUCGAGACAGAAGACUUGAAGCUGGUACAGACACUACGAGAUUCCGCGCGUGAGCUCCCUUUGGAAAUAUUCUUAACGUUAUUAGAGAAAGAAAAAAGGGGAUUCGUCAAUCGGAAACCCAAGGCCCAUCAUUCCUGUAACUUCCUUUGCGAUUAUCCUUGCCAUCGACCCUUUGAGUCCGACAACGAUUCCGAUUCCUAUGCUAGCCACCAUUCCCUUGAGUCCGACAAUGUGGAGGAGAUUAGCUGUAUUGUGAAGUCACUCCGUACACUUGACGGGACCUUGAUUGCCAGGAACUACGACUUGGAUUUGGAUUGUUGCCUAAAAGAUCCCUUCGAUGUUUCUAUUGACAGAGAAACAAACAAUCACGACGGGGAGGAGCAUACAACGGUCAUCCAUUGGUAUCGCCGUUCAGCGCUCAUUAUGGUUCCACAUAAAACGAUUGGGCAAUACUUUGCUCAAUGCGCAUUUGGAUGUAUAAACGACGGACUAAACGAUGAUAGACCUGGCGCUAGAAAUAUUUGUGACUCAGCUCUGCGCUAUCUUGGUGAAAAUUGCCCUUCAGCCCAAAGUUUGAUGCUCGAUGAAAUAUCUGUGCUGUAUGUGUCAGAGCCCUGGAGGCUGAAGAUGACCGAUAUGCUCAAGACUGCCCUGAAAUACUCUCAUCACAAGCUAUUCCAAACUGUCGGAGUCCGCCAUCAAGGCAACUUACCGUUUUCGUUCUUUGACUGGAUAAAGGAAUGGCUAACCAAGCUUUCUGGUGCAGACCGUGCUGAAAAGUACCGGACAUGGAUACCGCUACUCAUCCAGGGCUACCCAUCUAUGACCGAGAUCCUCAGCAUCAUUAGGACUAUGUCAUGCUUGACUGGUGGCGCUGCGUUAUCUAGCACCUGGGCACGAGACGUGGCCCGUCGAUGCAUUGCAAGAUUCCCCGAGGUUACCAAGAAGCCGACGAUAUCAGAUGGAGAGUUGAUCAUGUCUGCUGUCAUUGAUCUCGAUGAGGCAUGGCCAGAGAAGUUUGCGCUUCUUGUAUCAAUAUUUAACCGCUUUCCAAAAGCCGAUGCGACCGCCUUCUUACUAGCUAUCCUUUCUCGGCUCAAGACUCAAGCAGCAGCGGCGCAUCUCUCAAUUUCCGCGACCAUUGAGCUAUACAGAAGUCUUAGCUUGCGCUUCGUCAACACUGAGAGAAGGCUCUCUGACAUCAUUACCACAGGGAAAACCAGGUCUAAGACUAGAAGCAGGCCGAUGGUUCCAUGGAUUCAAUCUACCCGUGAUCUCAAGGAUGAUGCGAAAUUAAUAUAUCAAAUGGGGAUGACGGUUACUCCAGAGGCUCUGGUUCAAUUUGCCUGUGACCUCAACGACAUCAGCACCAAUACGGUGAAUUCAAUCCAGCCAUUUAUCCAAGAAAUUAUUGCACAAUGCCAUAGUUUCUCGGCUGAAGACAUGCAAGAGCUCUGGAUGCCGUUCCUCUACCAACUCAUCACGGCUCUGCUCUCUCGGCCAGUCGUUCUACACAUGUCAUCUUAUCAGCAGCUGACUCGCGAGUUGAUCGAUCACUUGGUUGAAAAAGUCAUCGGACCGCCCCCUCAAGCCAGCGACUUCAACCAAACCCGUCGAGUAGCUUGUUCAUGUUCUGACUGCAAGGAUCUCAACCAAUUCCUGCAAUAUGCGUCCCAAGGUGUUAGGCGAUACCCACUAGCUUCAGCCAGACGUCAUCACCUGGAGCAGCAGAUCGAUUCGGCUCGUAUUCCUUGCAGCCAGGACACUGUUGAGACUGAGCUUGGUCGCACACUCGUCGUCACCAAACGUUACACUCUUGAGGUUAGGAAAUGGAACGAGCGACAUCAUGAAGUAUAUGGUGCUCUCAUUCGUAAUAUCCAUGAAGAGCACCUUGAAAUCCUACUCGGUGCCUCCGAAGCUACCCAAAUCCGAUCCCUAGCAGAGAGACAACCAGCCACUGUGUAG